GAAAGUAGUUUCGUGGAGUGCUGUGGUUCCUGGCCAAAUUCCUAGGCGGUGGUGAUUGGGAUUUCUGUGUGACUGAAAUUGAAAUAAAAAAAAAUAAACAAAACAAAACAAAACAAAAACCGUAAACAGUCAUGGCUGCCGGAAUCGUGAGAUCGCUUUGGAAGAACAAGAUGCCCCUUCAAGUUGGGCGCAUGUGUUACUCCUCGUCGGUGCCCACAACUAAGCUUUUUAUCGAUGGGAAAUUUGUUGAAUCCAAGAGUUCAGAAUGGCUGGAUAUUCACAACCCUGCCACCAACGAGGUGAUUGCCAGAGUCCCCAAAGCCACUCAGGAGGAGAUGCUGGCCGCUGUAGACUCCUGUUCACAAGCCUAUCACUCCUGGUCUGAGACCUCCAUUUUGGCUCGGCAGCAGAUCUUCUUACGCUAUCAGCAGCUCAUCAAGGAUAACAUUAAAGAACUAGCAAAAUCCAUUACAUUGGAGCAGGGCAAGACCUUGGCAGAUGCAGAGGGAGAUGUAUUCCGAGGAUUGCAGGUGGUGGAGCACACCUGCAGUAUCACGUCCCUCAUGCUGGGCGAGACCCUGCCCUCCAUCACCCGCGACAUGGACACCUACACCUACCGCCUCCCCAUCGGCGUGUGCGCCGGCAUCACCCCCUUCAACUUCCCGGCCAUGAUCCCGCUCUGGAUGUUCCCCAUGGGCAUGGUGUGCGGGAACACCUACCUGCUGAAGCCCUCCGAGCGCGUGCCGGGCUGCGCCAUGCUGCUGGCCAAGCUGCUGCAGGACGCUGGUGCUCCUGACGGCACCCUCAACAUCAUCCAUGGCCAGCACGACGCUGUGAACUUUGUCUGUGACCACCCUGCCAUUAAGGCCAUCAGCUUUGUGGGCUCCAACCAGGCUGGAGAGUACAUCUACGAGAGGGGCUCCAAGAACGGCAAAAGAGUGCAGUCCAACAUGGGAGCGAAGAACCACGGAGUGGUGAUGCCCGACGCCAACAAGGAGAACACGCUGAACCAGCUUGUGGGCGCGGCCUUCGGCGCGGCGGGCCAGCGCUGCAUGGCACUCUCCACCGCCAUCCUGGUGGGCGAGGCUCGCAGCUGGCUGCCCGAGCUGGUGGAGCGCGCCAAGGCGCUGCGCGUCAACGCAGGUGACCAGCCGGGGGCGGACGUGGGGCCGCUCAUCUCCCCGCAGGCCAAGCAGCGCGUGGGCAGCCUCAUCCAGAGCGGCGUGGACGAGGGAGCCAGCCUGCUGCUGGACGGCCGGUCGGUCCACGUCAAGGGCUACGAGAACGGAAACUUUGUGGGACCCACCAUACUCGGCAACGUCACGCCCGAAAUGAAGUGCUACACAGAGGAGAUCUUCGGACCGGUUCUGGUGGUGCUGGAGGCAGACAGCUUAGACCAGGCCAUUGAAAUGGUCAACAAGAACCCCUACGGCAAUGGCACUGCCAUCUUCACUACGAACGGAGCCACAGCGCGCAAAUACACCCAUGAAGUGGAUGUAGGACAGGUUGGAGUGAACGUACCCAUCCCUGUCCCUCUGCCAAUGUUCUCCUUCACUGGCUCUCGGGCUUCCUUCAGGGGGGACACCAACUUCUACGGCAAACAAGGAAUCCAGUUCUACACUCAAAUCAAGACCGUGACCUCUCAAUGGAAGGCAGAAGACGCCACUCUGAAGACCCCUGCUGUCACCAUGCCAACCAUGGGACGCUAAGAAGCCUUGCACAACUAGUUUUUAUCCCACCACCACAAAAAAACAAAUUCUAAAAUGUAGCAAGGAAUUUACUGUAUAUGUACCAUAUCACAAAACCAACUGACCCAUUGUCACAAUUUGCAAGCCUUAAUGGAUAAUACAACGAGGUGGUUUUUUUGCAUACGUUUUUAAACUUUUUGAAUAGGUCCAUCUUGUUAAAAUGCUCUAUGCAGGCUUAUACUGGUGAUGGCAAUGCUGCUGCUGUAAAGGAUGUAUUGUAUCUUGUGUAUGGUAAAGUACUGUAAUGGCACAACAGCAGUAGAUAUGCAAAGAUUUAAGGGAACCCUUAGUUACCCCUAGUGCACAUAUGUCCGGUACAUAAUGCGUUUCAGUUUAAGCCGCCCAUCCAGCAUUCCCCCUCAUUGUUUUAAGUUGCUCAGUGAGGUGGCUCUUAUUGGUGACUGUGUCAUAUACAGUUUGAGAGAUAGUGUGCUUGAGUUCAUGCUUUGUUGUUCCUCUGAUGACACCAGGAUAAGCAUUUAGUGUAAAUUUAAAUAAAGAUUGUAAAGUAAAUCUUUA
This is a messenger RNA of Conger conger (European conger), 2267 nucleotides long. RefSeq names its product aldehyde dehydrogenase 6 family, member A1 (gene aldh6a1). Gene Ontology annotation, biological process: L-valine catabolic process; thymine catabolic process. Gene Ontology annotation, cellular component: mitochondrion. Gene Ontology annotation, molecular function: methylmalonate-semialdehyde dehydrogenase (acylating, NAD+) activity; malonate-semialdehyde dehydrogenase (acetylating, [NAD(P)+]) activity. The record is from RefSeq and is a predicted model, not a curated record. The coding region runs from base 132 to 1709 and encodes 525 amino acids. The transcript has 12 exons. Lineage: Eukaryota; Metazoa; Chordata; Actinopteri; Anguilliformes; Congridae.